Molecule: messenger RNA, 828 nt
Organism: Sinocyclocheilus rhinocerous
Lineage: Eukaryota; Metazoa; Chordata; Actinopteri; Cypriniformes; Cyprinidae
Product: RING finger and CHY zinc finger domain-containing protein 1-like
Exons: 4
Coding region: 32-433 (133 amino acids)
Biological process (GO): protein ubiquitination; ubiquitin-dependent protein catabolic process
Cellular component (GO): nucleus
Molecular function (GO): ubiquitin protein ligase activity
Source: RefSeq, a predicted model, not a curated record
GAAUGUCUCUAGGCAGAACUGCCCUGUAUGUAUGGAGGACAUCCACACGUCCAGAAUAGGGGCUCAUGUGCUCCCCUGCGGUCAUCUGCUACACAAAACAUGCUUUGAGGACAUGUUCAGAACUGGCGCUUACCGCUGUCCUCUGUGCAUGCAUUCGGCCUUCAACAUGAAGGAGUUCUGGGAAGAGAGAGAUAAGGAAAUUGCCCAGACUCCCAUGCCCACAGAGUACCAGGACACUACAGUCAAGAUCAUAUGCAAUGACUGCCAGGCUCGCUGCACUGUCUCCUUCCACGUGUUGGGCAUGAAAUGCAGCUCCUGUGGCUCUUACAACACUGCGCAAGACGGCGGGCUGAUCGCGGCCCCUCCUGUAGACGCACGACAGUCUGCAGAGCAGACACUUGAAGAAGAGCCCAACACAGAGCACCACGAGUGACGUUUAGGAUCAGAAAUCAUCUCUCAGUUAAGCUUUUAUAGAACUCUUAUAUAUAGAAUACAAGCUCUCCUCCCUUCCUGCUCCUCUCUCAAGUCUGUAGAACUGCUCUUAUUUUUCUUGCUUUAUUAAAAAGGAUAAGAACAUAUUUGAGGCUUCUUUAAUUGUACUAUUCCACAUGCAUUUUGUCAUAAAGAAUCAAUAAAGAAUUUUAAAGGUAAUCCUGUGCUGAGAGGAUAAACUUAAACGAAUCCUCAAUAUCUGUCAAGAACAUCUUUGGUUUAAAUUAAGGAAAUUAUCCUUAAUAUAAUGUAUCAACAUGUAUCGACAGUGGAUAUCAUUUACGAACGUUUGUUAAUUUUAAAAUUUAAUGCGAUUUAUUGAUUAAUGCUGGACAA